Molecule: messenger RNA, 1488 nt
Organism: Penicillium samsonianum
Lineage: Eukaryota; Fungi; Ascomycota; Eurotiomycetes; Eurotiales; Aspergillaceae
Exons: 1
Coding region: 1-1488 (495 amino acids)
Biological process (GO): regulation of DNA-templated transcription
Molecular function (GO): DNA-binding transcription factor activity
Source: RefSeq, a predicted model, not a curated record
AUGUCGCAGGAUUCUCGACGUGCAGGUUCAUUGUCCAGAGAUGUAGCUCAAACAGAUGACCGUACGAGUGACAAUGACCGUGCAUUUACGAGCAACCGAAAUCCUGCCCGCCGGCCGCCAAAUCGACCUCGACCCCAGUCAUGGCAUCCAUAUGGUCCCGUGGAGCCACCACUGGAAUCCAUGUCAUCGCGACCCAUUGGUGUUCAUGCCAUCUUGAAUCAUCCACAGGCAACGGCUGACCUGGCCGCACUCAGCCGUGAACCACUGAGCCUACCGGGACCAUCUUCCUCACCUCGUCCCCAAGGGACGUCGCCUACCACCCGCUCAGGAUAUGCAUUGGCGUCGCAGCCAUUAUCUCCGAGGUCUCAUUCACGGCCGUUGAUGAACCCAGCAUCGCCUUCGGCACGGUUUGUUGGCGGGGGCGGCAGGGCUUCUGGUCAGUCAAGUGUCGCACAGUCACCGCUAGUUACUCACGAACCGUUGAUGGGCCCACGUCUGCCCGCUGCUAGUUCACCUCUGCCCCUAGAGACCGGCCUACGCUCAGUAGCACCUCUCACUGGCAGUCAGCCUCCUACGCUGACUUCGCUGCAUUCUACAACCAGUCUGCAUUCCAGGCGAACCAGUGCGGGCCCGGGGCCUCUCACCAACCCGAACUCCCAAGAAACGAGUCCUAGCACGUCUCAUUCAAAUUUCAGUCCCUUUGGCCGUGUAUCCCCAGCAGUGGCCAGUGUCUCACUCACACAAAGCAAUGCAUCAUAUCCCACUGCACCUCCAUAUAUGACAAUGGACCCUCUGACCCGACCCAUCCCCGCAACAAAAGGCCCCAAACGCCAACCCGAACAAGCCCCCACACGAGCCGGAACACCACAGGGCAGCCCCCUCCCACAGGGAAUGAUACCCUGCGUACUAGACAUGCGAUCAGGCUCUUCAAGCCAAGCCGAAAAGCGCAAAGCCAACAGCGAUGCAUCACGACGGUUCCGCAAUCGCAAGCGCAACGAGAUGCAACUCGAGCAGCGGCUCACCGCACAGCAAGAUGAGAUCCAGCGCAGCGUAGAAACAAUCCGCCGGCAGAGCGAGGAGCUCCGCUCCCUCGUCCAGCAACGAGACCACUACCGCUCCGAGCGAGACUUCUACCGCGAGCACCUCGGCCGCACAAUGUCCCUGAGCGCCUUACCCCCAAGACCCUCUUCUCCCCGCUCCGCCCAACCCACUCUCCUCCCCGCAUCAGAACCGGGCACCACGACGUCUUGGUCGGGCGCCGAUGCUGCCCGAUCCGCUUCAGGCACACAGCCGACUUCGGCGGGUCCAGCUCCACAGGGAAGAAUGAUCGACCCGGUUCAGUCCCAACCUGCCUGGCCUGCAAGUCCGCCGUAUUCUUCAACACCAAUGGCACCCGCCGGACGGGCGGUUGCUGGCCCGCCUUCUGGGUCGCCAUCUGUAUCUGGGGGUCCGCUGCCUCCUUUGCAAGGGUCGUGGUCACGUCCUUGA